AUGCUUAUUCAAGACAUCUCUUACAUUUGUUGUUUGGAAGUGAAAAUAUUUUAUGUCAAGUCUUUAUACCUUGAAAGCUGUGACAUGGACAUAAUAAACGAGACAUUUGUGAAAGAAUUCAUUCUUCUGGGGCUCUCUGGUUACCCAAAACUUGAGGUGAUUUUCUCUGUUCUAAUUCUAGUUAUGUACCUAAUGAUUCUCACCGCCAAUGGUGUUCUCAUCAUAGUGAGCAUCUUUGAUUCCCGCCUUCACACCCCCAUGUACUUCUUCCUGGGCAACCUCUCCUUCCUCGAUAUCUGCUACACAUCUUCCUCUGUCCCCAUCAUUUUGGUGAGCUUAAUCUCAAAGAAAAGGAACAUUUCCUUCUCUGGAUGCGCAGUGCAGGUGUUCUUUGGGUUUGCAAUGGGAUCAACAGAGUGUCUGCUCCUCGGCAUGAUGGCUUUUGACCGCUACGUGGCCAUCUGUAACCCCCUGAGGUACCCCGUCGUCAUGAGCAGGGCGGUGUGUGCACUGAUGGCUUCUGUGUCCUGGCUCUCCGGAGGCCUCAACUCGAUUGUGCAGACGUCUCUUGCCAUGCAAUUGCCUUUCUGUGGGAACAAUGUCAUCAAUCACUUGGGAUGUGAGAUCCUAGCUGUCCUGAAGCUGGCCUGUGCUGACAUAUCCCUCAACAUUGUCACCAUGGUGAUAUCCAACGCGGUGUUCCUGGUCCUCCCGCUGCUGGCCAUCGCUUUCUCCUACGUGCUCAUCCUCUGCACUGUCCUGAGCUUGCACUCGGGCCCCGGGAGACGCAAGGCCUUCUCCACCUGCUCCGCACACCUGGCCGUGGUGGUCAUAUUUUACGGCACCAUCUUCUUCAUGUAUGCCAAGCCCAGGUCUCAAGAGCGGCCCGGGGGCGGCCAGCUGCAAGCUUCAGACAAGCUUGUUCCCCUGUUUUAUGGGGUGGUGACCCCCCUGCUAAACCCCAUCAUCUAUAGCUUGAGAAAUAACGAUGUAAAAGCUGCUGUGAAGUAUUUACUGAGUAAGAAAUCUGUUAACUGA
Miniopterus natalensis is the source of this 1038-nucleotide messenger RNA. RefSeq names its product olfactory receptor 13C3-like. The record is from RefSeq and is a predicted model, not a curated record. Gene Ontology annotation, biological process: G protein-coupled receptor signaling pathway. Gene Ontology annotation, cellular component: membrane. Lineage: Eukaryota; Metazoa; Chordata; Mammalia; Chiroptera; Miniopteridae. Gene Ontology annotation, molecular function: olfactory receptor activity; G protein-coupled receptor activity.